Messenger RNA from Sphenostylis stenocarpa, 1092 nucleotides. Lineage: Eukaryota; Viridiplantae; Streptophyta; Magnoliopsida; Fabales; Fabaceae. The record is from the annotation of a GenBank genome assembly.
AUGGACUCUCUCUCUCUCUUCUGCACCGGAGCGCUCCUCGCCGGCGGCCUCUACUGGUUCGUCUGCGUGCUGGGACCCGCAGAGCAGAAGGGUAAGCGCGCCACCGAUCUAUCUGGCGGCUCCAUCUCGGCGGAGAAAGUCCAGGACAACUACAAGCAGUACUGGUCGUUCUUCCGCCGACCCAAGGAGAUCGAGAAGGCGGAGAAAGUCCCGGACUUCGUGGACACCUUCUACAAUUUAGUCACCGACAUCUACGAGUGGGGGUGGGGCCAGUCCUUCCAUUUCUCCCCCUCCAUCCCGGGCAAGUCCCACCGCGACGCCACGCGCCUCCACGAGGAGAUGGCCGUCGAUCUCAUCCAGGCCAAGCCCGGAGACAGAGUCCUGGACGUGGGCUGCGGCGUGGGCGGGCCCAUGCGCGCCAUCGCGGCCCACUCCCGCGCGAACGUGGUGGGCAUCACCAUCAACGAGUACCAGGUGAACCGCGCCCGCCUCCACAACAAGAAGGCCGGCCUGGACUCCCUAUGCGAGGUCGUCUGCGGCAAUUUUCUCAGUAUGCCAUUCCCCGACAACUCCUUCGACGGCGCAUACUCCAUCGAGGCCACGUGUCACGCGCCCAAGCUCGAAGAAGUCUACGCCGAAAUCUUCCGCGUCCUGAAGCCCGGCGCGCUCUACGUCUCGUACGAGUGGGUCACCACCGACAAGUACCGCGCCGACGAUCCCGAACACGUGGAGGUCAUUCAGGGCAUUGAGAGGGGUGACGCCUUGCCUGGCCUCAGAAGCUACUCUGACAUAGCCGAGACCGCGCGUAAGGUUGGGUUCGUUGUGGUGAAGGAGCGGGAUCUGGCCAAGCCACCGGCUCAGCCCUGGUGGAGCCGCUUAAAGAUGGGCCGGAUCGCCUACUGGCGGAACCACAUCGUCGUGACUGUUCUCGCCGCCUUGGGAAUCGCGCCCAAGGGCACCGUCGAUGUCCAUGAGAUGCUUUUCAAGACCGCUGACUAUUUGACCAGAGGUGGUGACUCUGGGAUUUUCUCCCCGAUGCACAUGAUCCUCUGCAGAAAGCCCCUUGACACCGACGACCAUGCCCAAACCUGA